CCCGGAAGUCGAGUGCUACAUUCUUGAGCGAAGCUUGAAGGGUAUGCGCGAGCAGCGGGAAGUUUACUGCUCUUAAAUGACCAUUUUUUUAGCGUUUAAAUUGUACUGUAUCCACAUUUGAUCUGGAAUAUUUGAAACGGCACAUACUCCGUAAAACGACGGAAGUAUAAGCAAGUUGGGAGAACGAAGAACACGUUAAACAUGCCAGAGUACGAGUUGACUCAUGCCCUGCCGACAGUCUCCCUGCCACUUUGACUAAAACACAAAUGUCAUAAUUCAGAAACCUGAGAUGUGUCUUUAUUUCGCCUACCAUCGCUUUAAUGUUAUGUUUCAUUUGCCUUAGUGUCAGCUGUCAGAUAACUAUCAUGCAAAGCAUGUGAAAACAUAUUCAAAUAUCCACAAGACCCAUCCUUCAUGUUUUAAAUGCCCUGUCUCUAGUGCCGUCCCCUUCUUUCUUCCUGAGUCCCCUGUCCCACUGCACCUCAGGUCUAUGGCCAUGCUUUGCAAGAGAAGUUCUCUCAUCAUUUGCGGUGCUUUUAUAUUUGUAGCUUGGAAUGUCAUCCUCAUAUUUGUCCUUUCGGGGCGCCCUUUUAGUCAACUCGGCAGCCAGGCGGAACCUGGCAGAACAGAUGACCGAGAAGGAGGCCAGGUUGAAAGUAUUAUCAAUGAGGUGAUGCGUGUAGCCGAUGCGUUUGAAGCAGAACUGAAAUCGCAGAAGAAAAUCCUAUUGCAAAUCAAGAGCCAUAGGUCACUUUGGGAAGACGGCAAAGACGGCGAAAUAGAUGUUCAGCAGAAGUCAGAUGCAGAACCUUCACCUCCAGUGGUCAUCCCUAUUUUAGUCAUUGCUUGUAAUCGUGUGACAGUGAAACGCUGCCUUGACAAACUCAUCGAGCACCGCCCAUCCGCCGAGCUCCAUCCAAUCAUAGUGAGCCAGGACUGCGGGCAUGAGGAAACAGCCAACGUGAUCGCCUCCUAUGGCAGUAAGCUGACCCAUAUUAAACAAUCUGAUCUUUCAGAUAUCGCUAUACCUCCACAGCACAAGAAGUUCCAGGGCUACUACAAGAUCUCACGACAUUACCGUUGGGCACUGAACCAAGUUUUCAACACGUUCUCGUACACGUCUGUUGUUGUUGUGGAGGAUGAUUUAGAGGUGGCUCCUGAUUUCUUUGAGUACUUCAGAGCACUUCAUCCACUUUUAAAAUCAGACCCAACUUUAUGGUGUGUAUCUGCCUGGAAUGACAACGGCAGGGAUGGGUAUGUUGAUCCUGGAAAAGCAAGCAUGUUGUACAGGACGGAUUUUUUCCCAGGCCUGGGUUGGAUGCUCACAAAGGACCUCUGGACAGAGCUCGAGCCAAAAUGGCCUGCCUCAUUUUGGGAUGACUGGAUGCGCCACCCCGAUCAACGCAAAGACAGGUCCUGCAUCAGACCAGAGAUUUCCAGAACUUUAACGUUCGGUCGUAAGGGCGUGAGUUUAGGUCAGUUUUACGACAAGUAUCUGCGCUUUAUUAAGCUGAAUGCCGAAUUUGUGCCUUUCACAUCAUUGGACCUGUCUUAUUUGGAUAAGAAGACAUAUGACGAGAGCUUCGAAAAAGAAGUUUAUGGUGCUCAAAUUGUGACUAUGGAGGAGUUGCAGGCUAGCAAACUGUCUGGACCUGGCCUAUUUAGAGUGCAGUAUUCCAGUCCUGGCAGUUUUAAAACAUUGGCUCGUAACCUUGGUGUGAUGGAGGACCUCAAGUCAGGAGUCCCACGGGCAGGGUACAGAGGUGUAGUUAGUUUCUUCUCACGCGGAAGGAGGAUUUACUUAGCACCACCUGCUGGUUGGAGUCAGUAUGAUCCAAGCUGGAGUUGAGGUGGGGCUGUGACACUUUAAAAGAAAUCGUUUUUUUAAUGGUGCAAAGCACAUAAAAACUGAUUUUGAUGGACUCACUUAUAUGUUACAGACUGUAUUUAAGAUUUGUUACUAUCAUUCCCCUCACAGCUGUGACAUCACAGCUGUAAAUGUCUUAAAAAUGUACUUGUGCGGCGCUAUGACGAAAAUAAAUACAUUAAAGAGGUGUUUCAAGGUGAAUAUGAUACGAUACCAAAGAUAAUAGAUUUAUCACUCAGACUUUGUGCCUCAGGUUUCAUUAUUUUUUUUAUAUAAGUUCAAAUUUACAUCGGAACUGACAUCUUGAAAUGAAAAUAUAAUAUAACGUAUAACUGUGAAUACUGCUCCAAGUGCCUUUAAAUAAGAUUUUUGGAA
Triplophysa rosa is the source of this 2242-nucleotide messenger RNA. RefSeq names its product alpha-1,3-mannosyl-glycoprotein 2-beta-N-acetylglucosaminyltransferase a (gene mgat1a). The coding region runs from base 491 to 1849 and encodes 452 amino acids. Lineage: Eukaryota; Metazoa; Chordata; Actinopteri; Cypriniformes; Nemacheilidae. Gene Ontology annotation, cellular component: Golgi apparatus. Gene Ontology annotation, biological process: protein N-linked glycosylation. Gene Ontology annotation, molecular function: alpha-1,3-mannosylglycoprotein 2-beta-N-acetylglucosaminyltransferase activity. The transcript has 3 exons. The record is from RefSeq and is a predicted model, not a curated record.